Molecule: messenger RNA, 726 nt
Organism: Eucalyptus grandis
Lineage: Eukaryota; Viridiplantae; Streptophyta; Magnoliopsida; Myrtales; Myrtaceae
Exons: 5
Coding region: 115-585 (156 amino acids)
Biological process (GO): positive regulation of growth
Source: RefSeq, a predicted model, not a curated record
AACGCCACCGACGUCGUCGACGCCGUCGCCUCCGAGCCCCACCACCGCCUGUCAAAGCCCUAUUGGCGGCUCCGAUACGUCCUCUGCAUCUCGAAGGUAGCUUGAUCCAGCUCUAUGCUGUCCAGUCUGAGAGAUUCUUUGUAUCAGAGUUUGCCACCUAGUAUAAAGUCAUCUUUGCGCUCUAGAAUUCAUUCUUUUCAUGUCAAAGAAAAGCUUCUUCCAUUGAGCAGGGAAUGCUUUGAGAAGGGUCCAUAUAGCUUGUCUCUGUGCAGCUCUCUGUUGCAGACAUCAAAGUUGAGAUGGAGCAGUUUUUCUUCCACGGACAAUACGUUUCAUAGCAUGAUUAGCGAGUUGAGGGAGUUGUCACCUAUUGAGCUAUCCACUCUUCCUCUAUUACACAAGUGCCUUCGGCUCCAGUGCCUGUACAAUGAGAGAUGCAUAAUGCAUGGGUUCAGCAGCUCGAAGCACUUUUCAACCAUCCUUGCGGUUGUCAUGAGAAUGGGUCAUGAUUUGAGAAGGGGGGUCAUGUGGAAGAUCAUUGCAGCAGCCAGCUCAGGGAUUGCAACAAUUGUCAACAUUUAUUGAGACCAACAUUUGCUACUUCCGUCCCUCUCGAUUUGUCAAUUUCUCUUGCUUUUUGUUCAAGUGUGAACACUUUGGAAUUGCAAUUCAAUUCAUUGAUCUACUUAAAGGAAACUGUAGUCUCCCUUGAAUGUUGAUCUUAGU